Messenger RNA from Populus euphratica (Euphrates poplar), 3656 nucleotides. Its product is annotated as U-box domain-containing protein 44-like. Lineage: Eukaryota; Viridiplantae; Streptophyta; Magnoliopsida; Malpighiales; Salicaceae. Gene Ontology annotation, molecular function: protein binding; ubiquitin-protein transferase activity. The transcript is spliced from 7 exons. Bases 319 to 3456 code for a protein of 1045 amino acids. Gene Ontology annotation, biological process: protein ubiquitination; cell surface receptor signaling pathway. The record is from RefSeq and is a predicted model, not a curated record.
AAGCAGAAAGAACGAAAAGUCAACAACCAAGCAGAAAGAACGAAACAGAGCAAAGAAUGAAAGACAGGGUCUUCGUCUAUGUCUGACAUUGCCUUGGCGUUUGGUCGAUUUCAUGCAUUAUCGCAAAAUCUCUGCUCAUUUUCCAGGAAGAGAGAGCAAAGAAGCUGUUCUUCAGUGAACUUUCAUGGCAUUUACUGGCUAAAUAGGCAUUUUAUGAAACCUGAUCUGGAUCGAAACGUCUGGAUGGUUGGCUUGCACCGUGUUUUUGACCUCAUGGGAAUAGAGGGUUUUGAUUCUUAGCUUUUGUAGGAGUAAUACAUGAUGGCAUUAGAUAUGGUUACUAGUGUCUCUUCUGUUCCAGCUGCUGAGUGCCUUUCGCAAAUCGUGGAGGGCAUGAAGGAGGUUGUAUCUGCUGCCAACAAUGUGCUCAUUAAGAAGGACAGUUUUAAGGAACUUUCUGUUUACUUGGAAAGGAUUGCACCAGUAAUAAAAGAGCUGAAUAAGAAAGACAUUGGUUGUUCUGGGAGCAUAAACAAUGCCAUUGGGAUCCUCAAUCAGGAAAUCAAAGCUGCAAAGCAGCUGACUGCUGAUUGCACCAAAAGAAACAAAGUGUAUCUCCUAAUGAAUUGCCGGACAAUAACUAAGAGCCUACAGGACAUCACAAGAGAGAUAAGCCGGGCCCUAGGUCUUCUUCCUUUGGCCAAUCUGGAUCUUUCAACUGGUCUAAUCGAAGAGAUUGAAAAGCUUCAUGAUAGUAUGCAGAGAGCUGAGUUCAAGGCUGCUAUAGCAGAAGAAGAGAUUUUGGCUAAAAUUGAGUCUGGAAUACAGGAGAGGAAUGUUGAUCGUUCUUAUGCCAACAAGAUACUGGCUCACAUAGCUGAGGCUGUUGGGAUCUCAACAGAGAGGUCUGCUUUGAAGAAAGAGUUUGAAGAAUUCAAGAGUGAGAUUGAAAAUGCGCGGCUUAGGAAGGACCAGGCUGAAGCUAUACAAAUGGAUCAGAUAAUUGCUUUGCUAGAAAGGGCAGACGCUGCUUCUUCUUCUAAGGAGAAAGAGAUAAAGUAUUCCACCAAACGGAAGUCUUUGGGCAGUCAGUCAUUGGAACCUCUUCAGUCCUUUUAUUGCCCAAUUACUCGGGAUGUUAUGGUGGACCCUGUGGAGACCUCUUCAGGACAGACAUUUGAGAGAAGUGCAAUAGAAAAAUGGCUAGCAGAUGGGCAUGAAAUGUGUCCUUUGACCAUGACCCGCCUAGACACGUCAAUUUUAAGGCCUAACAAAACCCUGAGGGAAUCAAUAGAAGAAUGGAAGGAUAGAAACACCAUGAUUACAAUUGCUUCCAUGAAAUCAAAACUUGUGUAUCAAGAAGAAGAAGAAGAAGAAGUGCUUCGUUGUCUGGAACAGUUAGAGGAUCUCUGUGAACAAAGAGAACAGCAUCGGGAAUGGGUGAUCUUGGAGAAUUAUAUACCACUUUUUAUCCAGCUUCUUGGAGCAAAAAAUCGUGAUAUAAGAAAUCGUGCUCUUGUUGUCCUUUUGAUUCUGGCAAAGGACAGUGAUCAUGCCAAGGAAAGAGUUGCAGAUGUUGAUAAUGCAAUCGAAUCCAUUGUUCGAUCACUUGGACGCCGUAUUGGGGAAAGGAAGUUAGCCGUGGCAUUAUUGUUGGAGUUGUCAAAGUGUAACUUGGUAAGGGAUUGCAUUGGAAAGGUUCAGGGUUGUAUUCUCCUCUUAGUGACCAUGGCAAGCAGUGAUGACAGUCAAGCUGCCACAGAUGCCCAAGAGCUAUUGGAGAAUCUUUCGUUCUCUGAUCAGAACAUCAUACAAAUGACUAAAGCAAAUUAUUUCAGACAUUUUCUACAGCGUAUAUCCACAGAAUCUGUCACAUUAUGGAGUCAAACUGUGCCUAAUUAUGCUGUCGCUUGCAUGGAACCCCAAAAUCCUUACGUGUUUUGUGUGUCAAAUUGUACAAUUCCAGGAUCAGAAGAAGUGAAAACGAUGAUGGCAUCAACUUUGGCAGAAUUGGAGUUGACUGACCACAACAAAGCAUCUUUGUUUGAAGGAGGUGCUCUGGGUCCACUUCUUCACUUGGUAUCAUGCGGUGAUGUUCAGGUGAAAAAAGUGGCAGUCAAAGCUCUUCAGAACCUAUCAAGCUUACCUGCAAAUGGCCUGCAGAUGAUUAAAGAAGGUGCAGUGCAGCCAUUACUUGGCCUUCUCUUUCAGCACAACUCUUCAUCCUCAAGUUUAUGUGAGCUGGCGGCUGCCACAAUUAUGCACCUCGCUCUAUCAACAGUGUCUCAAGAAUCCAGCCCAACACCGAUUUCAUUGUUGGAAUCUGAUAAUGAUACUUUCAGGCUCUUUUAUUUGAUAAACUUGACGGGGUCUAAUGUGCAACAAAACAUUCUUCGAGCUUUCCAUGCCUUGUGCCAGUCCCCAUCAGCAUUAAAUAUCAAGACCAAGUUGACAGAGUGUUCAGCCAUGCAAGUAUUGGUCCAGUUAUGUGAGCACGACGACAACCCUAAUGUAAGAGUAAAUGCUGUGAAGCUGUUAUAUUGUUUGGUAGAAGAUGGUGAUGAAGGCACCAUCUUAGAGCAUGUGGGUCAGAAAUGCCUCGAGACCUUGCUCCGGAUUAUCCAAUCUUCUAAUCUUGAAGAAGAGAUUGCUUCUGCAAUGGGCAUUAUCUCAAACCUCCCAGAAAAGCCCCAGAUCACUCAGUGGCUUCUGGAUGCCGGGGCACUUCCUGUAAUCUCCAGAAUUCUCCCUGAUAGCAAGCAGAAUGAUCCCCAUAAAAAUGACUUAGUCGAAAAUGCUGCUGGAGCCAUGUGUCGUUUUACUGUUCCAACAAAUCCAGAAUGGCAAAAGAAAGCUGCAGAAGCUGGGAUAAUUCCUGUGCUAGUGCAGCUGCUAGACUUCGGAACCACCAUGACAAAGAAAUGUGCUGCAAUUUCUCUGGCUCGUUUCUCUGAGAGCUCACUUGAGCUUAGCCGGUCAAUACCCAAGCGCAAGGGAUUCUGGUGCUUCUCUGUUCCACCAGAAACUGGCUGCCUGAUUCAUGGGGGAAUCUGUGCUGUUGAAUCAUCAUUUUGCCUUGUGGAAGCUGGUGCAGUCGAACCCCUUGUGAGGGUUCUUCGAGAUCCAGAUCCUGCAACGUGUGAGGCUUCUUUAGACGCCCUAUUGACUCUAAUUGAAGGUGUUAAACUUCAAAAUGGUGGUAAGGUGCUCGCACAAGCAAAUGCCAUACAACCAAUUGUUGGAUUUCUUAGUUCUUCCUCCCCCAUACUGCAGGAAAAGGCCCUAAACACUUUAGAAAGGAUCUUUCGGCUGCCCGAGUUAAAACAGAAGUAUGGGCCUUCUGCUCAAAUGCCUUUGGUUGACCUGACACAGCGGGGUAACAGCAGCAUGAAGUCUCUUUCAGCCAGAAUACUUGCUCAUUUGAAUGUACUUCAUGAUCAGUCCUCUUACUUCUAAAGAAAUUCAAUGUUUAUUCCCUUGAAAUCAUACAGAACUGCUCCAGGUUUGACAAGUAAUUACUAGAAAUGCAUCCCAUCUUGAUUCUUUGGCAGCGCCAUGGUGAGUGAACAGUUGCAAGAAGCCCCAGUAUCGCCAGGUGUAAGACUUCUCAUUUACAAUGCUGGAUAGAGUGUGAUUCAUCCAAGAAACGGUUGAAU